Messenger RNA from Triplophysa rosa, 4925 nucleotides. Its product is annotated as protein unc-13 homolog A-like. Bases 286 to 1359 code for a protein of 357 amino acids. The transcript is spliced from 9 exons. Gene Ontology annotation, biological process: synaptic vesicle maturation; synaptic vesicle priming; neuromuscular junction development. The record is from RefSeq and is a predicted model, not a curated record. Gene Ontology annotation, cellular component: plasma membrane; presynaptic membrane; terminal bouton. NCBI's taxonomy places the organism in Eukaryota, Metazoa, Chordata, Actinopteri, Cypriniformes, Nemacheilidae. Gene Ontology annotation, molecular function: diacylglycerol binding; calmodulin binding; syntaxin-1 binding.
UGGGGAGUCCGCUGCAGUGAGGCAGCAGGCAGCAAGAGGUCGAUGGUUCUCUGGCAAAGAGGCUGGUUGGGCGUCGGGGACGCCGGCAGGUGAGCCAUGGAGAGAUGCAAAAGAGAUAGCAGGGAAGACAGGAGACUAGCGUUGGAGUCAAACUAUGAGAUCGUUGGAGUAAAUAGAAUCGGGACUGAACUAAGACAGGACUCUGACAAGACUAAGACUCGACUAAUGCUUAGAAUAUAAGUACAAGAAGUCAAACGAGGCGCUAUUACACGCAACGAUCUGACAAUGGACAAGAGACCACUGGGAGCUAAAGUAGAGGGCGUAAGCGAUUACCUAACGGGAAACAGUUUAACUCUGUUCGCUAAGAUCUGUGAGAAGACGGUUCUAAAGCGGGUUCUGAAGGAGCUGUGGAAGCUGGUCAUGAACACAAUGGAGAAAACCAUUGUCUUACCGCCGCUGACCGACCAAACGGGAACACAGCUCAUCUUUAACGCUGCAAAGGAGUUGGGUCAGCUCUCUAAAUUGAAGGAGCACAUGGUGCGAGAGGAGGCAAAGGCUCUGACCCCUAAACAGUGUGCUGUCAUUGAGCUGGCGCUGGACACUAUAAAGCAAUACUUUCAUGCUGGUGGUGUGGGCUUGAAAAAGACGUUUUUGGAGAAGAGUCCAGACCUGCAGUCUCUGCGUUACGCUCUCUCUCUCUACACACAAGCCACCGACAAACUCAUCAGGAAAUUUGUUCUGUCCCAGCACACUCAGGUUCAUGGAGGUAAAGGUGUACGCUACACCAACAGUGAAGAUGUUUAUCCAGAGAAAGCAUCAGGUGUGGAGGAUGUAGUGGGUGAAGUUUGUAUGACCGUAGAAAUCUUCAGUGACCCGAACACAAGUGGACACAAGAUCACUGUUAAAGUUGUGGCAGCCAAUGAUCUUCGCUGGCAGACCCAGGGUAUUUUCCGGCCCUUCGUGGAGGUGUACAUCAUCGGUCCUCACCUCAGUGACAAGAAGAGAAAGUUUGCCACCAAAUCCAAGAACAACAGCUGGUCGCCCAAAUUCAAUGAAUCCUUUCAAUUUGUUCUGGGCAGUGAGUUGGGUCCCGAGGGUUACGAGCUGCAGGUCUGUGUGAAGGAUUACUGUUUCGCUCGUGAGGACCGGACCGUCGGCAUGGCUGUCCUGCAGCUAAAGGACCUGGCGUCCCGGAGCAGCGCGGCGUGUUGGCUCCCGCUCGGCAAACGUGUUCACAUGGACGAGACGGGUCUCACCGUUCUCCGGAUCCUUUCCCAGCGCAACAACGACGAGGUGGCCAAAGAGUUCGGCAAACUCAAAUCUGACCAGCGCUCGGCAGAAGAGGGCAGGGGAAGUUAAAGACGUGAGCUUCAGUGAGAGUCCAGACACAUGCAGAAGAGUCGAGAAACUGCCCGAAAACACAUGGCCAUAUAAACACAGACAUACAUCUGCACAGACUUAUGCAACGCGGUUUGAUUUAAGCAAAUAAUGAUGUCGACAUAAACCACACAUAGAGAUGUCAUGACAUCAAAAUAUACCCGUUGACUUUUUAAGUACUUUUGGGAAUGUUGAAGCCAAAUAGUUUAGUCAUUCUUGAAGGCAACUGCGAGACGGCGGUCCAAUGUGGCAUCUACAUGUACAUACUGUAUCUGUGGUUAAUACAAAGCUGUGGUUAAUUAAAAAAGCUAAUAUAACUUUUUAAAAUCACGGCAAUAGUUAAUAGUUAACAUUCAUGUUAUACAUUACAUUUGUACAUUUUAUCCGAUUCACAGUAUACAUUUUGUUCAGUGAAGCAGUGAUCUUUGCGCUGCAAACCCGAUGCUCUGCACAUUGAGCUACAGGCAAUAAUAACAAAACACAACAGAUUCUUACGAGUGCUUGUGUUUCAGCAGAGAGUACAUCCCCCACAAUGCACUGCGAAAAAUGUCAUUAUUGACAUCUAGACAGGUUCAGGUUGAGUUUAAUAUUCUGUCUUGAACACACUCGUUAGUCCUCAGAAAAUUAUGUUGUUUUGUUAUGUUCGUAUUUUGCACCCUAGGCGUAGUGUUUGAGAUUGACAGACAAAAGAGUUUCAGUACAGUCUCUGAUUGGUGCAUAACAUAAUCUCCAACCAAUCAGAGAGGAUGUCAUUGUUUGCCAAACAUCUUAAAGGUCAUUCCGAUCAGAUGUCAGAUUUGCAUAAUUUUCUUCUAAAAUUGAAGUUAAAAUUAUUCACUUGAAGCAACACUGUUAGAAUAUUCCUGACGUGAACGCGGCAUGCAUUCGUGUGGCUGAUGUAAAUGUUGUUCAUGUUUUGAUGGAGAAUUACUGCAAUACUUCCCAUUAGAGAAGAACAUUAUGUUCUUUACAUGACAUCGCGUCCUUGAGGUACCGCAGUACCCACAAACCCCCACAGCAUCACCUGUGUUCUUCAGACAGACUAUUGAAGUCUUGUGUUUUAUUUGUACUUUCUGCAUGUUAGUCUGUCAGUCGUUCUGUGUCUCUGCACUGCUCUCUUUUGUCUUCAGCAUGAUGAAGAUACGCCUUACAAACACUGUGACUCAAUAACACGUGCCACUUCAGAUUAUAUGGCCAACCGUCGCUGUGCAUUAUGGGCCUUUUGUUUGUUUGUUUGUUUGCGUAACUACAUGGUGAAUCUUCGCUGGACAUCCAAAAAUAGUACAUUGAUGAGAAGAUGAGAAUUUGCAUGAUGAAAAUUAGAAACUCAAAAAACAUGUUUUCAUUUAAAGGGAGAGUUUACCCAUAAAAUGAAAGUUCUUUCUUUAUUCAUUGUUAUAUCAAACCUGUGUGAUUUUCUCUCUUUUUCAGAACAUUAAAGAAGAUAUUUUGAAGAGCGUUGAUAAUCAAACGACACUGAGCUCCAUUGACUUCCAUUGAAUGGACAGAAAACCACUGAGAUAUUUCUCAAAAUAUCUUCUUUUGUGUUCAACUGAAGAAAGAGUGGGGAAAACAUGAGGGGGAAUAAACAAAGACAGUAGAUGUUCUGGGUGAACUGUCACUUUAAGUGAAGUGUGUAAGCCAUGCACAAUUGCACAUGUUUAGCACAUGUUAGUGUUGUAAGUGUGAGUAUGUAUCAGGUGUCAAGACUGAAGAAACUCAAGCUAAGACAUGAUCACUUCAUUCAGUUUCAGGUGCUCGUGCGUUUGAUCUCCUGUGUUCUUUAUUGAUCUGAGAUGCCAAAAAGCACCUUCUUACAUUCAGGAUUAGAGUUGUAUGAUCACGAUCAGAGCAGUGUUUUUCUGUUUGUGACAUGAGUUCUUCUGCGACGACUCAUAAUUCUGUAUUGAUUCUACAGCAAUACAAUGAAAGAAAAGUGAAACGGGGCGACAGUGACACUCCAAAAAAAAAGUAGAUCCUGUCAGUUUACCAGCCAUAUGAGCUUCUGACAUGAGUCAUAAACGUGUUGCAUGUGGAUUGUGAAGUAUAAUCUCAAGUCAUAUAAAAUUGUUGUGUGAGAAACAUUCUUAAAUGCAUUCACAGAAAAGUUUUCCUCAAAUCACCAAAAAUGAGUAUACUUUUGAAUAUACUUCAUGUUGUAUUUUCAAAUGCAGACACGACAAAUCUAUCAAGGGUUUGUUUGGUUGACAGAAGUGAGCAAGUUGCUCAUAGACAGACAUUCCGAACUAAAUCCCAGUUGAUUUAUGACACGUGUGUUAGCUGACACUUCACUCAGAAUGUUUACGAUGCACAGCACAAGAUACUUGCAUUUCUCUUUCUGUCGCUUUUCACAGCAGAAUACUCGGUCAAGUAACAUUGUGUUAUUAACGCUUCUUUCAUUCACUGUAGUUUCUUUAUUUUCUCACCCUCAUGUCACUCCAAACCUGGUUGAUCUUUUCAUUCAUAAAAACAAAGAGACGUUUUGAAGUUGUUUUCCACAAGAUCUACACGACACAUCUGUAUUACAAGUUCUCUCAAGUUACACAAUGAGAUAUCCGUAAUGAUGAUUGAAACUUCAUGUUGCAUCUCACACAAAAGCUUUUCCUCACAGAAAAACGCAUGAACUUCACAUGGGAAUUUAAAUAGAAUUCACACAAAUGUUGUAAAACAACACGUGACCAAAUGUUUUUGCACAUGUGACGUUCAUGUGGCUUUUAUGUAGGGCAGUGUGUGAUUUUAUUUACAAGACGGAAAAUUACGUGGUUUGUUUGCUUACUUUUAUUUGUGGAGCUUGACAGAUACAUUGUAUAGUAGGCUAAUCAAUUGUGUAAUCAAUGUUCAAUUGACUAAUAAAUUUAUCAAUAGGCAUUCCUUAAUUUGACAGAACUUUGAGCCAAAAUUUAGAUGCAAUGAGUCACUAGGAGAGGUCUGAAAUGUAUUCUAUAGAAGAACUUUCAGCAUACAGGUUACACGAGGGCGAGUAAAUGAGAACUUUCUUUUGUUCGGGGGGGAAUAAGUUUUUGUCUUUAACUCCUAAGCACUUGUUAAAAUUGUCUAAACCACAGAUGGCUUGAUUUCCAUUCAAACCAAAUGUUACACAGCCAUUGAAUGUUAAUUCACACAAGCCUUGACAUUAGAGACCACAGCGAGUAAAGAACCCGUCUGCCUUCACACACAUGACACACACACACACGCUGAAGCACAAUGAAGUGAACUCAUAUGCAUGUGUAUGCAUGCCCACGGACAGUGCUGCCAAGCUGUCAAUAAAACCAAGUGCAUGAUGGGAAAUACUGUAAAUUGUGCCAGCACGCGUCUCUUCAAUGUUAACCUGCCAGUUAUGGACACGUGGGAAUUGAUUUUAAGAUGAUAUUUCACUAUGUAUUUAUUUUACAAAAGAAGCACUUGUGAAUAACAGAUCUGAUAUUCAUGUCUUGGGUGUUUUUAUACCGGGGUGUUUCUAAUUUUCAUUUCUAGUCAUGAUUGUUAUUAUUGAGGAUGAUGGUGGAUUACUGCAGCAUUUGCUUCCUAUUAAAACAAUGAUAAACUCA